This is a messenger RNA of Danio aesculapii, 603 nucleotides long. RefSeq lists its product as uncharacterized. NCBI's taxonomy places the organism in Eukaryota, Metazoa, Chordata, Actinopteri, Cypriniformes, Danionidae. The transcript is spliced from 4 exons. The record is from RefSeq and is a predicted model, not a curated record. The coding region runs from base 39 to 326 and encodes 95 amino acids.
UCUGUUCAGUAAAUUAGUACUGCUGUUUGAUCAACAACAUGAUUUCUGUUUGGAUUUUAAGUACUCUGAUCCUCAGCUACACUUUAGGGGGUCCCCUCUUCAAAAACACAAGCAGUGGUUCGAAUAUGGAGACUUCUCCCAAUGUUACAAAGACGAACUUCACAGAGUUUACUACUCCGACAAACAGAUCUGUAAGGCUUCCAAAAUUCUUGCGAAGGUGUCUUCUUUCCACUUGUGGCUUGUGGAACCUGGGGGCAUUGCUACAGACUGGAAAUGAGGUUGCAGGGGACUUUACCAAUGAUCCAUUUGGAUUUGGCAAAAAAUGAUGCAUGUGUUGAUGCAAAUGAUGCAAUAAUGAAAAUGUUUGAAGAAUCAGGUUUUGAUUAAAUAUAUGAGGAUGUUGCACUAAUAUUGCAUUACAUUAAAACGGCUUAAUUGUCUUCUUUUAUGUGCUGUAAUAAAAAUCUAUAUUCUUUAAACAGUACUUUUAUGAUGAUGUUUCUGUUUUCAGUUGGAUGAAAUCCAGCAAUUUAUUUCCAUCCCCUCCAGCCAAUUUCUGUAAAACUGUACACUUGAUUUUAUUGUAUACCUAUUACUAACCAU